Molecule: messenger RNA, 954 nt
Organism: Dentiscutata erythropus
Lineage: Eukaryota; Fungi; Glomeromycota; Glomeromycetes; Diversisporales; Gigasporaceae
Source: the annotation of a GenBank genome assembly
AUGGCAUCAUCUUCUAGUAAUACUGUAUCCUUAGAAGAACGUCAAAAGCAACUUAAUCGUGAGCGCCAAAAACGGUUUAGAAAUAAGAAUAGAGAAACUAUUUCACACUUAUUUGAUGAUGUUUUUGAAGAACUUGAAUACUUAUUUAAUACUGAAGUUCCUAUAGUUGUAGUUGAAUCUAUUGAAACUUCUGCUAUAGAUACUGAUUCCGGUUCUGAUUCUGAUGAUCUCUUGCCUUUACCUAAUACUAAAGUUCCUACAAUUACUAAUCUUGAGUUUAUUAAUACUCAAAGUAAUCAGAGUUCUCGCCAUGAUAAAACUAAACAUCAUGAUAUAGGUAGAAUAAAUCAAACCUGUCGACAUUGUAAAGCUAAAUUUUGGAUAACUGAAAAAAAUCAAAAUAGUAGAAUUGCUGCUUCAAAAUUUUCUCUUUGUUGUGCUAAUAACAAAGUGCAAUUACCACCUUUACUUGAACCUCCACCUUAUUUACUAAAUCUUUAUACUUUGACUAAUCCAGAUGCAGUUGAGUUUCGUAAUUAUACUAGAGCAAAUUUUCGAAUUCAUGGUCAAGUCUAUCAUUUAAUUGGAUCAUUAUUACCAAAUGAAGGUCACACACUAGCAUUUGCUCAACUAUAUAUUUAUGAUACUGCAAAUGAAAUUACAAAUCGUCAAAAUGCAAUGCAAAAAUUAAAUGAAAAUAUUUUACAAAGUUUACAGAAUAUGCUAGAUAUCUGCAACCCAUAUAUUCAAAAUUUUUGGCAAGUAAGAAAUAUUAUACAUAAUAAUGUAACUACUGAAAUUUCAAUGAUAAUUCAUGGUGAUAGAAAUCAAGAUAUUCGUCAUUAUAAUGCUCCAACAGCUUCUGAUGUAGCUGCAAUAAUGGUAGGUGAUGGAUAUAAGAUAAAUCCAACAAGUCGAAAUAUUCUUCUUAGAACACGUGAUGGAAAUUUGUAG